Aspergillus welwitschiae is the source of this 468-nucleotide messenger RNA. RefSeq lists its product as uncharacterized. The record is from RefSeq and is a predicted model, not a curated record. The coding region runs from base 1 to 468 and encodes 155 amino acids. The transcript is spliced from 4 exons. NCBI's taxonomy places the organism in Eukaryota, Fungi, Ascomycota, Eurotiomycetes, Eurotiales, Aspergillaceae.
AUGAUUGACCAAAGCGUUGGAAAUAAUCCCGCGCUUUUCGAGAAUGAUGUCGGAACUACUCUAGGGAAGACGCUUACUAGUAUGCCAGAAGCGCCGAAUGAAAGCGAGAGAUACAUUGUCGCUCAACAAAAGAGUGGCUCGGAUGCACCUGAAGCGAGUGGUCGUCCAUUGAUUAGCAUGCGGAAGGAGCACUCUCAUAUGACAGGAGACGAUCGCUUAGCGUCAUACCUCGAAACUGAAAUAAGGAAAUGCGGCUCGAAUGGCCUGCCCUCCCCGACGGAAGCUUCUUAUACGGAAGGUAUCGGAUCCGAAUUGAUGGGGUGCGCCGAUCGGAUCGCGCCAGGUUUUGAGUCAGAAUCUCCGGGGUAUCCCACAUUGUUCACCCACUUCGAGCCAGGAAUACUUGCUUUGAUACCCUCCACGGAUCAACCCGGUCAGAACCGGAUAGGCUUAUCCGAAAACAGGUAA